AUGAUCACCGACGCCAUCGUGGUGUCCAAACCUGGAGCACCCUUCCAGUACCAGCAGAUCGAGCUCCACGAUAAUCUCAGGGCAGAUGAAGUGCUCGUUCGGAUCAAGGCCACCGGCGUAUGCCACACCGACCUGAAUUUCUCAAAGGAGAAGACCAUGCCCGAGCUGUUUCCGGCUGUCCUCGGCCACGAGGGUGCCGGUGUCGUUGAGCGCAUGGGAUCCAACGUUACAAAAUUCGCAAAAGGGGAUCACGUCGUUGUCGUCUUCAGCUGUUGCGGAGAGUGCAAGUACUGUCUACGCAAGCAAUCGUCUUAUUGCGAUCUCUGGUUCCAGUACAAUUUGGCAGUCGGGAGGCUGGACGGGUCGAAGGUGUUUUCGAGCCUGACUACCGGGAGACCCAUCAUGAGUCAUUUCUUUGGGCAGAGCAGUUUUGCGAGACAUAUCUUGGUGUCUCAAAAUGGGUUGGUCAAAGUUGACAAGGACUUGCCGUUUGAGAAGGUGGCUGCACUUGGUUGUGGAGUGAUGACGGGCGCUGGAGCAAUGCUGAACGUGAUCGAACCAGCUUCGGACAUGGCAGUUGCUGUUGUAGGUGUCGGAUCUGUGGGAUUGUCAGCGAUCAUGGCACUGAAGAUGCUCGAAACACAGCCAAAAAAGAUUAUCGCCAUAGAUAUCGUCCCCGCGAGACUGGAACUGGCCCGCUCAUUCGGCGCAACUCAUGGAGUCAAUUCCAAAGUCCGGCCUGAGCUUAUGAAAGUCCUUAUGGAUAUCACCAGCGGGCGGGGAGUUGAUGGCAGUAUAGACACCACAGGGAAGCCGGAAGUGAUCAAGGAACUCGUCCACAGUGCUGCAAGGAAAGGAAAAGUGGUAACAGUGGGUAUUGACGAUCUUUCGGCAGAAGCAUCGUUAAAUAUGUUCGAGAUGGCGAACGCAGGCUGCAGCUACAUUGGCUGCAACCAGGGAGACUGCUAUCCUCAAGAGUUCCUACCGAGAUUGUUGGCGGCGAAUCAGCAAGGAAAGUUUCCUUAUGACCAGUUAAUCAAGACGUAUCGAGCCAACGAUAUUGAGAAGGCUGCCCAUGAUGUGCUUAGCGGCAUGACCGUUAAGGCCGUGUUACUUUGGGACUGA
Messenger RNA from Cladophialophora psammophila CBS 110553, 1125 nucleotides. RefSeq lists its product as uncharacterized. Gene Ontology annotation, biological process: formaldehyde catabolic process. The record is from RefSeq and is a predicted model, not a curated record. Bases 1 to 1125 code for a protein of 374 amino acids. Gene Ontology annotation, cellular component: cytosol. Gene Ontology annotation, molecular function: S-(hydroxymethyl)glutathione dehydrogenase [NAD(P)+] activity; zinc ion binding. NCBI's taxonomy places the organism in Eukaryota, Fungi, Ascomycota, Eurotiomycetes, Chaetothyriales, Herpotrichiellaceae. The transcript is spliced from 3 exons.